This is a messenger RNA of Lolium rigidum, 2742 nucleotides long. Its product is annotated as two-component response regulator-like PRR73. Bases 114 to 2432 code for a protein of 772 amino acids. Gene Ontology annotation, biological process: cytokinin-activated signaling pathway; phosphorelay signal transduction system. The transcript has 8 exons. Gene Ontology annotation, molecular function: protein binding. The record is from RefSeq and is a predicted model, not a curated record. NCBI's taxonomy places the organism in Eukaryota, Viridiplantae, Streptophyta, Magnoliopsida, Poales, Poaceae.
AUUCCAGUGGCCGGACGCAAGCGCGUUUCCGAACCCAGCUCCGACCAUGCCGCACCACCUCUGAACCGUCUCUAGUCUGCAAGAGCCACCCGUCGCGUCUCCGGAUCCAGCGGAUGGUGAGCGCCUGCCAGGCUGGCACGGACAGGCCUUCCAGCAACGGCGUUAUUAGGCGAACUGGGACCGGCGCCGUACAACAGAACGGCCAUGCCCUGAGCGCGAACGGGGAGAAGGAAUGGAGGGGCGGCCAGGAGGAGGAGGAGGACCUGCCCAACACGCACAGCGCGCCGCCAGGCGCGCAGCAGUUAGAUGGGCAGAAGCAUCACCAGGGGCCGGUCAUCCGGUGGGAGAGGUUCCUGCCGGUCAAGACGCUCAGGGUCCUGCUCGUGGAGAACGACGACUGCACGCGCCACAUCGUUGGCGCUCUGCUCCGUAAGUGCGGCUACGAAGUUAUCUCUGCGGAGAAUGGAUUGCAUGCAUGGCAACAUCUUGAAGAUCUGCAAAACCGUAUUGACCUUGUAUUGACUGAGGUUGGCAUGCCUUGUCUGUCUGGCAUCGGUUUGCUUAGUAAGAUCACGAGUCACAGUAUCUGCAAGGGCAUUCCUGUGAUUAUGAUGUCUAAGAAUGACUCAAUGAGUACAGUCUUUAAGUGUUUGUCAAAGGGAGCAGUUGACUUUUUAGUGAAGCCUAUACGGAAGAACGAACUUAAGAACCUUUGGCAGCACAUAUGGAGGCGAUGCCACAGUUCCAGUGGAAGUGAAAGUGGCAUCCAUACACAAAAAUGUUCCAAACCAAAGACUGGUGAUAAAUACGAGAACAACAGCGGCAGCAGUCAUGACGACGACGAUGACGACGACGACGAUGAUGAUGAUGACGAUGAAGAUGAUGACUUCAGUGUCGGACCCAAUGCAAGGGAUGGCAGUGAUAAUGGAAGUGGCACUCAAAGUUCAUGGACGAAGCGUGCUGUGGAGAUUGACAGCCCACAGCCUAUGUCUCCUAAUCAUCUAACAGAUUCACCCGAUAGUACUUGCGCGCAAGUAAUUCAUCCCAAAUCAGAGAUAGGUAGCAAUAAGUGGUUCCCAACCGCAAAUAAAAGGAGCAGCAAUAAUCAAAAACAGAAUAAUGAUGACUCCAUGGGGAAAUACUUAGAAAUAGGCGCUCCUGGGAGCUCAAGUCGUGAGAAUCAAUCUUCCCCAAAUGAGAUGUCUGUUAAUCCAACAGAAAAACAGCAUGAGACUCGCAUGUCCCAGAAUAUGUCAGAAAACAAAAUAGUGACAGAAAACGAUGGUAUACACACACUGAAACCUACUAGUCAAACUGCUGAUUUGAUUAGUUCAAUAGCAAAAAACACAGAAAGCAAACAUGCAGCUAAAACCACUGAUGAUUGCUCCUCCAAGAUGCCACAUGGGAAUGAUAUGAAAACUGAUUCUCUCAUCGACAUGCCAUCCCAAGAAUUAGGAUUGAGAAUAUCGAAAACAACUAGAUCUGGAACUGAAAUCCACGAUGAACGAAAUAUUGUGAAGAGAUCAGAUCUCUCAGCAUUCACCAGGUACCAAACCUCCAAGGGUUCUGAUCAAGCUGGAGCAAGAUUUCGGGGAAGCUGUUCGCCUCAAGAUAACAGCUCUGAUGCUGUGAAAACGAACUCCACCUGCAAGAUGGAGUCGAAUUCAGAUGUUGCUCAAAUAAAGCAAGGCUCCAAUGGUAGUAGCAACAACAUUGACAUGGGUUCCAGUACUAAGAAUGCCACAAAGCCUUCUGUAGACAGGGAGAAAGUGGUGUCACCAUCAGCUGUCAAGUCUAACCAACAUACGUCAGCAUUUCAUCCGGUCCAGCACCAAACGUCUCCAGAAAAGGUGGUAGGGAAUGACAAAGCUGACGAAGAAACUGCCAAUGCAGUGCAACUGGGCCAAUCAAGAGAGGUACAGCAAGGUUCUGUGCAGCAUCACCAUCACGUACAUUAUUACCUCCAAGUUAUGGCACAGCAACAGCCAUCAAUUGGUCGUGGAUUGAACGCUCGGUGUGGUGCAUCCAAUGUGUCUGAUGUGCCCAUUGAAUGUCAUGCUGCAAACUAUAGUGUGAACAGGAGUAUCUCAGGUAGCCAUAAUGAAAGUAAUGUGCAGAACGGAACUAGCUCCACUCCCAAUAUUGCAAGACCAAACAUGGAGAGUGGUGCCAUCAUAAAAAAUGGGGCCGAGGGUGGCAAUGGAAGUGGGAAUGGUCCAAGCGGAAGUGGCAAUGACGUAUGUCAGAAUCAGCUCAGCCAACGCGAAGCUGCCGUAAACAAAUUUAGACUGAAGCGGAAAGAGAGGAACUUUGAGAAAAAGGUGCGCUACCAAAGCAGGAAGAAGCUGGCUGAGCAGCGGCCACGGGUGCGUGGGCAAUUCGUGAGGCAAUCUGGACAAGAAGAUCAGGCUGGCCAAGCAGCAGACAGAUAACAUGACCCUCCUAAUCCAACAUGGCGUCUUGUUUGACACACGGAAAAUUACAUAGGUGAUCAAAUAAAUGAAAACCCGUAUGGUUAUUGUCUGUGGCAGACUUUAGGUGAACAUUUGUAAUAUGUGGCCAUCAGUUGUAGUACUAUUUUAGUUGUCGUUGUGGUUUGCGAUCUUCAGUUCUCUUGGAGAGGUAUAUGCUGUAGUCGAAUAGAGUUUUAAGGAGGAGCAAGCCAGCUACGACAGCGGUUUAUUGGAUCAAUCAUGCAUGUAAAUCUUGAUAGAGCUAAAGUAACUGCAGCAGUUGAUGGCA